AUGCAGAAGGCAUACGCAAAGAGAGACUCCGGUGAAAUGUUGGUCAAUUCGUGGGAUACCAUGGAGAAGGGAGAUUUGGCCACAAUGACGCAAGAGCCGGACAUCCACCAGAAUGACUCCUUUGACGCCGACCUUCCCAACAGCAUUUCGCUGCUUAGUCGUAAUUUGUUGCUUUUCACUGUACUUAAAACGAUUGGGUCGUUUGACUCGGGGGCAUUUAGUGCGGCACUUGGAGCAGAGAACGGGAUUGCAGAGGAAUGGGGUCUGGGCACAGUACGGCAGGGAACGCUUAGCUCCAGUGUCUUUCUUGGCAAUAUUCUUGGCUGUCCACUGUCAGGCCACAUGUUUUCUCAUUAUAGCGCAAAAAGGGUGUUGGUAUGCUCUCUUAUUUUGCAUACAGCAUUUACCUUUUUCUUUGCGACGAUAACAAAUUACGGUUUUGCCUUGCUUUGUAGGUUUCUCAUUGGGAUUACCUUAUCGUUUGUUAUAGUGUAUACACCUGUGUGGGUGGAUAUAUUUGCUCCACGUGAUCGUCAAUCGGUGUGGAUGGCUUCACAUAAUGCUGGAGUGCCACUUGGUAUUAUGCUUGGCUAUACAUGUGGUGCCUUUCUGCCAUCGUAUACCAAUAUAAAUUGGGAAUGGGCAUUCUAUAUCAAAUGUAUAUUUACAAUACCAGCAAUGGCGUAUCUUAUGCGAGUAGACUCCUUCUCCAUUGAUCGGCCUCGUAGAAAUAGGACCGAGGCGGCACCUACAUUUGCUACAUCUGCUUUGGCGGACAUGAGUGCAACAGAGCGGGUCUUAAAUGUUCUUCAUUCUAACUUUUUGUUGAUAUGGAGAUCCUGUGUUCCUCUAUUUCGGAAUAAGGAGUAUAUGUGUAGUACACUCUCCAUGUGUUCCCUGUAUUUUGUUGUGACCGGACUGCAGAACUUUUUGACGCAGUAUCUUCGUGACGAUCCAUUUAAUGCAUCCAUGAAAACGAUUAUGUUAGGGUUUGGCGGUGCGGUUGUGACGGCUCCUGUGCUUGGCGUCAUUGCAGGUGGAAUUUUGCUGGAUCGCAUCGGUGGAUACCAGAGAAAUUUACGACGUGUGACAACAUUUAUCUGUGCAUGGGGCUUUGUGACCGCCUUUUUUAGUGUAAUGUGUAUCUUUGUCACCAAUACGAUUACUUUUUUGAUUAUUAUGUCCAUUGUGCUCUUUUGCGGUGGCGCCAUUAUUCCUCCAGGGAGCGGAAUGGUGGUGACGUCUGUCCCUGAACAUCUUCGUCCCGCAGGCGCCGCUUUCUCGCAGAUGAUGUAUAAUCUGUUGGGUAAUUUUAGCGGCCCGAUGGUGUGCGGGUACGUGGCGCAAUGGACCGGGCAACUGCGGUACGGCAUCUACACGGUUCUCUGCUGCAGUUCUGUUGGUCUCGUCCCAAUGUUGGUGCUACUGUUUAAGGCGUGGUCCACGCCAGACGUGUCAACGCCGUCGCUCCCGCCAUUGUUUGCCCGAGGGCGAUACCCGCAGCGGACAGCCGUGAGAGAUGCCUCGUUGAUGGUUGGAGCGAAAGCCCUGGACGGGAUGAGAGGUGAAUCCCCGCGCAUCGGACGCUCAAGUGAGGAGGUCCUGCCGGUCAUCGUGGAGACCGCCACAAGAAGCAGAAACAGCAGCAGCAGCAGCAGCAGCAGCAGCAUAGCCACCCUAGAAAUCACUGUGGCUCCUAUCAAUUCCAUGGCGGUGGUACCGAAUUCAGUGAUUUAUCUGCCAAAGAAAUUUUCACGUCCCAAGAAACCCGCAGUCACGCCCUUUGUUGAAGUGAAUGACAGUCUCGCCCCAUCACACGAGGAACAGGAACAAAAACAGGAGCCAGCCGCCACGUUUACGGAGGAUGAGACUCCGGAGAUUGUCAAUAUACUCAGCGGAGAAGAAGUGGCGGUGGCGUUCAGAGGAAGAGGCCCCGGUGAAAAUGGAGUGAUGAACGGGUAUGGUGAGCAGUUGAUGCUUCAAAGGGAGGCGCUGGAAUGUGUGAACGAUGAAGUUGAUUUGAUGAUGGAGACCGACGCUGCGCAGAUGAUGUCGUUUCCCAAUCAGCACAACUUUGGACUUGAUAUUUUAUUCUCAUUGCUGAGCAACACAUCGCUUCGGCACACGUCGUCACGACGUGGCAGCUCCCACGUGGCGCCGUCGAACACGGAACAGUUAGAAGAUGCGGAUAUGGACAGCGCCACGGGGAUGCCCCGCGGCGGGAGUGAUCUCAAUGCGAUGAGUCGAAGUUUAACACCAGAGGUUUAG
Molecule: messenger RNA, 2268 nt
Organism: Trypanosoma cruzi
Lineage: Eukaryota; Euglenozoa; Kinetoplastea; Trypanosomatida; Trypanosomatidae
Exons: 1
Coding region: 1-2268 (755 amino acids)
Biological process (GO): transmembrane transport
Cellular component (GO): membrane
Molecular function (GO): transmembrane transporter activity
Source: RefSeq, a predicted model, not a curated record